AACGUUUCAUGCUGUGUCCGGCAUGACUGCUGAUCGGACUGCCCUGUCCCCAAAUACUGUCGAAAUUGUUGCUCGAGAUCAAUCGCAACAUAAUCACCAUGUCAGUAAAGCCUCAAGUUGACUAUACGUUAUAUCUCGUCACAGAACGCUCUCUGCUACCCAACGGUCAUGAAUUUUUAACUCAUUUAGAAUCGUGCCUCAAAGGAGGGGUGACCUUAGUGCAACUUCGAGAAAAGAAUCUCGAUACUAGACCGUUUAUCGACCUUGCCCGGAAAACAAAAGAGAUAACUCAAAGGUACAAUGUCCCUCUCAUUAUCAACGACCGUGUCGAUGUUGCUCUUGCAGUCGAUGCUGAGGGAGUCCAUGUUGGCCAAGAUGAUAUGACAUUGGCUCAGGUCAGGAAUUUCAUUGGCCCUAAUAAAAUUAUCGGUGUCUCAGUGAACAAUGUGAAGGAGGCCCAAGAUGCCAUCAGCGGAGGUGCAGAUUAUCUCGGGAUUGGUGCAGUCUGGUUCACAAGUACAAAAAAGCUGUCCAAGAAACCACUUGGAGUCGAUGGUGUUCAAGCUAUUCUUCAAGCAAUGGGUGAUGCCAAUGUCCAGACAGUUGCGAUUGGUGGGAUAAAUCAGCAAAACACACCACAACUUAUGGCCAAAACAAGUGUUGACGGCAGACAUUUGGAUGGUAUUGCUGUAGUUUCGGCGAUAAUGUCGUCAACUGAACCGGAGCAGACGUGUAAGGAUUUUGCUGGCGUUGUUCGUCAUUAUGUUAACAAAUGCGCAAAGUCUGGCACACCCAUCCAGGAACAACGAGAUACGAAGGAAAUGAUCGAAAAUAUCAUUAAACUUGUACCUACUAUCCGACAGAAAGGUCCUUUGGUGCAUCAUAUCACUAAUAACGUGGUCAUCAACGAUAAUGCUAACGCCACAUUGGCACUCGGGGCUUCACCUAUCAUGGCAACCCACCCCGAAGAUGUAAAAGAUCUUGCCGCCGUAAACGGCGCCAUGGUCCUCAACAUGGGCACCGUGGAUGAGACCAUCACUAACGCCAUGGUUCUUGCUGCACAAGAGAAUGUCACUCAUGGAAACCCAGUCAUUUUCGAUCCAGUUGGUGCGGUUGCAACGAACCUCCGCAAGAAGGUCUCGGCCAGAUUUUUACAGGAAUGUGAGUUCACGGUCAUCAAAGGCAAUGCAGGUGAAAUUCUUGGCUUGGCUGGAAAAGGAGGAAAAUCCCGAGGUGUUGAUUCCGUAGGAACAGAUGACGAGUCUAUUGCUGCGCAGGCUGUAAGGGAACUGGCCAAGAAGCAUAAAUGCGUAGUCGGAAUGACGGGUGUCAUCGAUUACAUAUCAGAUGGUCAGCGAGUGAUAGCCCUCGAGAACGGUCACGAACUCAUGGCCAGUAUAACUGGAAGCGGCUGUAUGGCAACGACAGUUGUAGGAUGCUUCGCAGCAAGUAAGUUAUUUCGAAAACUCGGACAUUCUAUUGGCAACCAUUGCGGCGUAUGGAACGUUCUAAUUUCUGAUUUUUGCCACAAUAUUGAUACGGUGUUUACUGAUCACGCUUUCAUAACGACUCUCAAUAUUGCGUCUGAGCUGGCGGCGAAAAGAGAAGAUGUCCAAGGGCCCGGUACAUUUAGAUCGGCUCUAAUUGAUGAACUCUACAAAUUGAGUAAAGCUCCUGAGACUAUUCGCAGCGCAGCUAGAAUGCGAUGGCUUGACUUGGUGUGA
Molecule: messenger RNA, 1724 nt
Organism: Umbelopsis ramanniana AG
Lineage: Eukaryota; Fungi; Mucoromycota; Umbelopsidomycetes; Umbelopsidales; Umbelopsidaceae
Exons: 6
Coding region: 99-1724 (541 amino acids)
Biological process (GO): thiamine biosynthetic process
Cellular component (GO): cytoplasm
Molecular function (GO): thiamine-phosphate diphosphorylase activity; magnesium ion binding; hydroxyethylthiazole kinase activity
Source: RefSeq, a predicted model, not a curated record